CUUCCAUUCAUCACUUUGGCGUAAGGAGAGAAGAAGGUGACGAGAUGACCGAGGAGGGCCGUUCGCCACCAGUAGCUGCCAUCGCAAGGCGCGAUUCCAGGACUUCCAGACCAUCCCUUCUCCGCGAGCGGCUCAACUGGCUCAUCUACGCCCUGUAUGUGCGUCAUGACUUCGCUGACAGCCUCCGGGUGAUAGAGGAGGUGCUCAAGGAGAGCCGGGGCCUUUGUGAGUACGCCAUCUUCGUCAAGGGGCUCAACAAGCGGCUGGAGGGAAGGGUGCACGAGAGCCUGUCGCUGUUCCAGGCGGCAGCGUGCCUCAAUCCGCAGGCCCUCAACAACCUCAAGCAGGUGGCCAAGUCGCUGUAUCUGCUGGGCCGCCACCGAGCCGCACUCGACGUGUAUGAGGAGGCGCAGAGGAUAGAGCCGGAGGACUGGGCCACCUGGCACCACAAAGGCCUCUGCCACGUCCACCUCAGGCAGUACAAUGAGGCUGUCGUCUGCUUCGAAAAGUAAGCCGAAACAGACCAGAGGCAGGAAAGGGAUCGGAUCUGUGCGGUCAUUCAUUGCUUCCAUUCCAUCUGUUCGGUGGUGGUGCUGCCAUUCAUUCAGUGCGAACUCCAUCCAUCGGCACGACGCGACGUUCCACCAGCUGGGUCGUGUGCACGCCCUGCGCGAUGACUUUCGGUCGGCCAUAGACGUCUACAGCGAGGCGUUGGAGUUCAACCCCGACUCUGCUGAUCUGCUGGCCGUCCUGGGCAUCUACUACCUGCGGCUGGGCGACACCGCCAAGGCAUUCGAGCACCUCGGCAACGCACUCACCAUCGACCCACGCAAGGAGAAAGCCAUUCUAGCCGCAGGAUCCAUCAUACAGGACCACGGAGGUGCGUGGGGAGGGGCGGCAGGCAGAGAGAGGCACUGGUUGCUCAAUGGUGUCCUGCGUGUAUGUGUGGUGUGAGUCAGAUACCGACGUAGCGUUGCGUAAGUAUCGCGUUGCGGCUCAGCAGACGCCCCAUUCGGCGCAGCUGUGGAGCAACGUGGGGAUGUGUUUCUUUCACAAGGAGAAGUUCGUGGCGGCAGCGGCGUGCCUCAAGAGGGCCCUCUACCUCGACCCGUUCGAGUGGAUCAUAGCCCACAACCUGGGGCUAGUGCACCUCAGGACAGGUGGGCCACGCUCACAGACAGAAUGGACACACGCCUGCAGGGAGUUCCGAAUCGUUCUCUCACUCUCGCCUCUGUGCGUGAAUGCAGGUCAGUAUGCGUCGGCGUUCCACUACCUGUCUGCCUCCAUCAACAUCAAGGUGUGAUGCGGAAAGUGCAGCUGCGUCAGUGGGGCAAUGAAUGCGUGCCUGUUGUGCGUGCCAUCAGCCGGACUUCCCUCCCUCGUACCACUACCUGGCCAUCGCCCUCUCGAAGCUAGACGACUUUGCCAACGCAUGCCAUGCAUUCGAUAAGGUCAGUGGGUGCCUCAACACUACACACGCACAUUCACAGGUGUGGUGGAUGGUAUGCUUUUCCAGGCCCUGGAGCAUGGCCCCGAUCUUGCGACACUGCUCAACUACGCCAUCACCCUGCACCGACAUGGCGCGACCGUCGAGGCCAAACAGAAGGUCAGCCCACACACACACACACACACACACACAACCAAGCGGCUGACACGACACUAUCCACGAUCUUGCCUGUCCCUUCUUGCGGUUCUAUGUGUCAGUUGUCUGCAUUCGAUGCGGCGUGGGGCGCCCUCGACAGCGGUAUACGGGCGUCUGAGACGGGCCUGGAGGAGCAGCGCAGCGCCCUGCAUGGCAGCUUGUAUGGUGUGGAGCCGCCGUCUGUGCCCCAUGCCGCGCCCUCGGCUGCUGUGCCGCCCUCUGCGGGGGACGCUGACCCACCCUCACCAGGGCUCUAGAGGAAGACAGAGGGAGGGAGGCGAUAGUGCAUUCUGUGUGUAUGUCUGUGACGUGUGUGUACAUAGCGUGUGUGUUGACGUAUGCGUGGGCGACGGAGGACUGACGGCAGUGCUGGGGCUCAUACGACGGACAUGUGCC
Molecule: messenger RNA, 2038 nt
Organism: Vitrella brassicaformis
Lineage: Eukaryota; Vitrellaceae
Source: the annotation of a GenBank genome assembly